AUGGCACCUAGUAAGCAGUGGAUGCAACUUGUUGAUAAUCGUCUCGAUGAAAUCUACUUGAUUGGUGUGCAAAAGUUUUUGGAUUAUGCUUUUCGAAAAAUAGGAGAAGAAUAUGAAAUACGAUGUUCGUGUGUCAAAUGUUACAAUUCAACUUUAGGAACUCGUAAAACAGUUGAGACACAUUUGCUAGUACAUGGAAUAAUUCGCAAUUAUACUUUUUGGUAUCACCAUGGAGAACGUUUGGGUGAGCCAUUAUCAGAAUUAGAAUAUGAAGAUGAAGAACAAGAUGAUGAUGCAAUAGAAGAAUGUGAGAGUGAAGAUGAAGUAGAAGAACUAUUGAGAGACCUAUAUCCUAAUCUUGAUGGAAGAACUACACAUACUGAUGACUUACUUGAAGAGGAACCAAAUGAUGAAGCAAAAAACUUUUACAGCCUAUUGAAGGAUUUUGAGUUGCCAUUAUACCAAAAUUCAAAAGCUUCAAAGCUUUCCACUUUGAUCAAAUUGCUUCAUAUCAAAAGUAUGGGUCGUUGGAGUAAUGCAUCAUUUACAAUGCUAUUGAAAAUGUUGAAAGAGGAGUUGUUGCCUGAUGGUGCCAAUUUGCCAAAUUCAUAUUAUGAGGCAAAGAAGAUAAUUAAAGAACUUGGUCUUUCAUACGAUAAGAUUGAUGCUUGUACUAAUGAUUGCAUGUUAUACUGGAAGGAAGAUAGCUUACUUGAUUCUUGCAAAGUUUGUGGUGCGUCGAGAUGGAAAAUAAAUACACAUAGCGGGGAAACAAGGAAUAAAAAAGGUAAAAAGAUAGCAUUAAAGAGUUUACGCUAUUUUCCUUUAAAGCAUAGACUUCAGAGAUUGUUUAUGUGUACCAAGACAUCUACUUUGAUGACAUGGCAUAAGGAUAAAAGAGUUGAAGAUGGAAUAAUGAGGCACCCGGCUGAUUCAAUGGCAUGGAAGUCAUUUGAUGAACUUCAUCCUUCAUUUGCGGCUGAGCCUCGAAAUGUGCGACUUGGACUUGCUAGUGAUGGAUUUCAACCAUUCCGAAAUUCAAAAACCUCACAUAGCAUUUGGCCUGUGGUUCUUAUUCCUUAUAAUUUACCACCUUGGUUGUGUAUGAAGGAAGAAAAUUUUAUUUUGUCAAUGCUUUUUCCGGGUCCAAAUGGUCCAGGAGAUGCAAUUGAUACAUAUCUCCAGCCUUUAAUAGGGGAAUUGAAGGAGUUGUGGGAAGUUGGUAUUGAGACCUAUGAUGCAUCAACUAAGCAAAAUUUUAAGUUGCAUGCUUCUUUAUUAUGGACCAUCAAUGACUUUCCAGCAUAUGGAAAUUUAUCGGGAUGGAGUACAAAAGGAAAAUUGGCAUGCCCAUGUUGCAAUAAAGACACUUCCUCAAUUCGAUUAUCCAGGGGUAAGAAGUAG
Messenger RNA from Solanum tuberosum (potato), 1404 nucleotides. RefSeq lists its product as uncharacterized. The record is from RefSeq and is a predicted model, not a curated record. The transcript has a single exon. Lineage: Eukaryota; Viridiplantae; Streptophyta; Magnoliopsida; Solanales; Solanaceae. The coding region runs from base 1 to 1404 and encodes 467 amino acids.